AUAAAUCAAAACCGCUCAAAAUCCCUCAUCCUUCUUCUGGUCAUAUCCCACCACUCAACCCUUCUACCAAUACAUCAAAAUCGCUCAAAAUCCCACAUCCUUCUUCUGGUCAUAUUCGAGCAUCUCUCAACCCAUCUACUAGUACCCCGCUCAAAAUCCCUUCUAAUUCCUUUGAUCCUAUCCCACCUAGUAGGUCGCCUUCUAGUCAUAACUCCCCUACUAUCUCACCUCUUAACCCAUCAGAAUCCCGUAAGCCAACAAAGCAAAAAGAGGGUGAAGAAUCAUUAAUGAAGUCGAGAACAUCAAAAUCUGUACGGUCAACAUCAUAUCCAGAUUGGCCUUCAAAUGUUCAAUUUGAUACGAAGGAAGAGGUUAUGACAAAGGAUGCUGAAGGUAACAUCACAUUGGUGAGUGGUCCUAUUCCGACAAUCAGUGUGUGGAGUAACAACGGCGUUAAAUACUGUGUUGAAUUCAACGAGUUUUACCAACCUCUUAGGAAAGGUGGAGAUAUCUUGGUCAGAUUCAUUGGUAGCAUUGCAAAGGUAGAGACCUACUGUCCAGUUGGAGAAGUGAAUUGGCAUAACGUCGAUAAGAAGCUGAAAGCUAUGUUGGUAGAGGAGGUCAAAGAACGCUUUGUAAUUCCUGAUGGUCCUGAAUACGAGAAACAAAUCCUCAAGCGUGCUAACAGAAGUUGGAGGCAUUUUAAACACGAGCUCAAGUCACAUUACUACAAACCAGAUGACAAGACUCUCGAUGAGAUGUGUAAUUUGCAGCCACCAUACGGAAUUACUAGUAAUCAAUGGAUAAAGUUGGUUAAGCACUGGCAUUCAGAGCUAGGGAAAAAAUUGUCAGAAGCUGGGAAAGAUGCACGAGCUUCCCUAAAUCAACUUCACAGAUGUGGCUCCAAGAGCUUCGCAAACAAGCAAGCUGAUUAUGAGGAUGAGCAUGGAGAAAAAAUGAGUUUAUUAACUCUUUGGAAAAAAGCUCAUAUUGGAAAGGAUGGAAGCUUUCUACCAGACACACUCACAGAAGAAUUUAUGGAUGAUGCAUAUGCCAAGUUUGAAUCAUUGAAGCAAGCAAACCCUUCCAAGUCUGACUUAGAACUUGAAGAUGAAGCUUUUGAGCACACCAUGUAUGAUGGAGAGAUUCCCAAACGUCCCGUAGGUUAUGGACUUGGAGUUCGAAAGGGGGACAUUUACGGGGUGCAUGGUGUCCUGAAGAAGCAAGGGUGUGGAAGAGUUCGAAAGACGGCCGUGUUCAUGGAGAAUGAUAAAGAAGAAUUGUCCACUCUGAAGAAGGAAAAUAGAUUGUUGAACACCCAAGUCCAAGAGAACAAAGAAGAAGUGUCUGUUCUCAAGAAGGAAAAUAGCUUGUUGAAAGCCAAAGUUCAAGAGAACAACUCUCUGCUCAAAACUCUUGUUGGACAAUUUUCUCAACUAGUAGGUAAAGUUCGUAAAGGAGAGGCUUCAAUGCACCUUUUAGAUUGUGCACAAGCAGUCUUGGAAGUGACAAACCAAAAGGGAUGCUGACAGCUUAAUGAAGUUUAGGACAUGUGAAUGGCCUUACUGAUAUGCUGGAUGUCACUUGAUCUAAACAUGUUACUGUUUUUCCUAAGGGAUGAAACAGUAGUUUGAUGUUAUUCUAGGAGGGUAAUGUUUAUGAAGUUGGAGAAUUUUGAUAUGGAAAUUGAUUUUGCUAGCGCCUGUAGAUGGAGACAGCUUAUCUCAUGAGACUUGAGUUCUUUUGUUGUCUUUGUUUCUUCUUUAUUCUUCUCUAGAGCUAUGCACUCUUAUGUGAUUCUUCUUUAUUUAGUAAUUAGAAAGUUUAAGACAUGGAAUGAGUAGAAAUUCAUAUAUAGUGAUGCCUGAACAUUAAAUGAAACGAGAGUGGAGUGGUAAGAAACACGAAUGAUGGUGCUGGACUUUCCAUGUGAUGCUUUUAAGGUCAUCUCAUGGCGCUCUGCACACUUUGCCAUAAUCAUCUC
Messenger RNA from Beta vulgaris subsp. vulgaris (sugar beet), 1984 nucleotides. RefSeq lists its product as uncharacterized. The coding region runs from base 288 to 1529 and encodes 413 amino acids. The record is from RefSeq and is a predicted model, not a curated record. The transcript has 7 exons. Lineage: Eukaryota; Viridiplantae; Streptophyta; Magnoliopsida; Caryophyllales; Amaranthaceae.